AGAUACAAUCCAGCAGCUAUGGAGACAUUUUUCGAAAAGAGCCAAGUGACACAGAUGUGAAUAAUAUUUCAUUCUCCAAAGAUACGUCUAAUUUAUGCAUAAGUGGAUGCAUAGGUAACACACGACUUUCAUUCUUGGUUGAUACAGGAGCCGUGACAACAGUAAUCAAUGCAAAUUUAUAUGAUGCUAUUCCUGAGCUGAAUAAUUAUCCCCUCGUUCCACAACCAACUCACGAGUUGCGUUCCGUGAAUGGUGGUUCGAUUCCAGUCCUUGGCAAAGCAGAAAUUCCAUUUAUUAUUGAUGGCCAACUAUUCCCAUUUACGACACUUGUAGCUGAUAGUCUUUCUCACUCCGUUAUUUUAGGUCGUGACUUUCUUGAGCACUACCAAGCUACUGUUGACUUCAAGUCUCUUUCACUUGAACUCCCUGAGCAAGAGCACGCCCUUCCGCCAGAGUUACCUGAACGAUGUAAAGUCCAGGCCACCGAUUCCUUUGUUUUGGAACCACAUACCGAAACAGUUGUGACCUGCGCGCUCCAAUUCCCAUAUGAUCCUGGUGGUACUGCACUUGUUGAACCAAAAAAAGAGACCUUGCUCCUUGUUAUCCGUCCCUAAUAUUCGGUCGAGGGACCUUUUGUUAAGGCGCGCGGCAAUGUCAGACUGGGGCGUAACACUGACUCCACGGCCCCCUUUUAAGUUACAAUCAAUCACAGACGCACAAUAAAGCACACAUAUAAUCCACUGUGCCUACUGUGUUCCGUUGUAACCAUGUUUACUCUUAUAACGUUCCUAUAUUCACCAUACAACCUAUCUGUAUACAUAUUUAUCAUUGGGUUUGUGCUAGUGCUGUUGUACUAGUACAUUAAAAUACAAAAAAAGUAUUAUCUUAUCUCCGUUUGUUAUUCUUUUUUUUCUUUGUUAUGUUAAGAUAUUAGAAAUGGCUGAUACACUGAUAAAAUGUUCUAGCCCUUUAGAUCCAGCAAUAUGCAGCUUCCAAGUUAUCUGUUCUGGAUAUUUCUUGCCGGAACACUGACGUUUGCCGUACCUCCAUUUGAACGUUUGGAUCCCGUUAAUGACCAAAUCAGAUUCUACCCACAAGCUAUGAUGAUCGCUCGAAAACCGCGACCCCUCAUCUUCUAUAAUGACACUAAAAUCGUUCACCUCCGCGUUAACCUUCCCGCUAUCAAACUAACAAAGAUAUCAUCCCACGUGAAGCCCUGUUUCACCAAUGACCUUUUUCCUGACGUCGCUGAUUACCUUCUCCAAAGACUUCAAGAAUUAGAAACWCUUAUUCAACGACUAGGCUCACUCGAAGGACUUACUAACCUAAUUCAGUGUGACCUCUACCUCAAACGCUACUUCAACGCAGAGACCAACUUAAAGCCAAAGAUGAACUGCCCUCUUGCCUUUAACGCUAGCCUUGCUCAUUGCAAAGCAUGGGCUUUA
This is a messenger RNA of Exaiptasia diaphana, 1445 nucleotides long. RefSeq lists its product as uncharacterized. The record is from RefSeq and is a predicted model, not a curated record. Lineage: Eukaryota; Metazoa; Cnidaria; Anthozoa; Actiniaria; Aiptasiidae.